Messenger RNA from Pestalotiopsis fici W106-1, 822 nucleotides. RefSeq lists its product as uncharacterized. Gene Ontology annotation, biological process: poly(A)+ mRNA export from nucleus. Bases 1 to 822 code for a protein of 273 amino acids. Lineage: Eukaryota; Fungi; Ascomycota; Sordariomycetes; Amphisphaeriales; Sporocadaceae. The record is from RefSeq and is a predicted model, not a curated record. The transcript has 2 exons. Gene Ontology annotation, cellular component: nucleus.
AUGACCGACUACAACACAUUGAAGGUUCCAGAGCUCAAGAAGCUGCUUCAGGAAAAGUCGCUUCCCGUUGCUGGUAACAAAGCAGACUUGAUCGCUCGCCUGCUUGAGCACGACAAGGCCCAGGAGCCCGCCCAGCCCGCCGCCAAGUCCACUGCGGAUGACGAGAUCGACUGGGAUGACGAUGAUCCAGCUACUACGACGGCAACAACUGAGGCAGCCAAGCCUGCUGAACCUGCUGCGCCCGCACCGGCGCCAGCUGUAGAAGAGUCCAAGCCGGCCGCUACAGAUGCCCCCGCGGAUGCGCCAGCAGCAACCGAGGCCGAAACCACAACAGAUGCAGCAGCCACCACGGAGGAGCCCGCGGCACCCAAGCCCGAUUUCUCUGCCCACCUAGCCGCGUCGACUGCCGAUGAGGAGGCGCGCAAGCGGGCCGAGCGAGCCAAGCGCUUUGGAAUUGUCGUGGAGCAGAGUGAAGAGGACAAGAAGAAGGCUGAGCGCGCAUCACGGUUCGGCGGAGAAGCGGCCGGCGCCCCCAGUGUCGCCAACCUGGACUCGGCACUGCCCGAGCGCAGAGAGCGCAAGCGCGGCCGCGAAGGUGCUGGUGACCAGCAACGCGACGCCAAGAGACAGAGCACCGAUGGCAGACGUGGUGGCGGCCGCUUCAAGGGACGGGAUCGCCGUCGCCAGGGCGGAGGAGGAGCAGGUGGUGGUGGCAGAGGCGAGGGCAGGCAGCAAAACGGAGGAGGCUCAUCCAGGAACAUACUGAACGACCCUGCAGAAAAGGCAAAGGCGGAGGCUCGGGCAAAGAGAUUCGGCGCCUAA